Molecule: messenger RNA, 4995 nt
Organism: Carlito syrichta (Philippine tarsier)
Lineage: Eukaryota; Metazoa; Chordata; Mammalia; Primates; Tarsiidae
Product: connector enhancer of kinase suppressor of ras 3
Exons: 22
Coding region: 183-2873 (896 amino acids)
Biological process (GO): regulation of signal transduction
Cellular component (GO): membrane; cytoplasm
Molecular function (GO): protein binding
Source: RefSeq, a predicted model, not a curated record
GAGAGGGCCGCGCUCCCCUGGCGGAGCCGCGCUGGGGUGGCACGCCGGCCGCGGCCAUGCAGCCUUGACCGGGUCGCUCCGGCGCGCGGGGGACCAGCCGCGCUCUCUCGGGACGGGGCAUCCGGGCGCAGCGGCGCUUCACCUCCGACCUCCUAGCCCAGCGGGGGGCGAAGUUGUUUACCAUGGAGCCCGUAACGAAGUGGAGCCCCAAACAAGUGGUGGACUGGACUCGAGGGUUAGAUGACUGCCUGCAGCAGUAUGUCCACAAGUUUGAGCGGGAGAAGAUCAACGGCGAGCAGCUGCUGCAGAUUUCCCAUCAGGAUCUGGAGGAGCUGGGGGUCACGCGGAUUGGACACCAGGAGCUUGUGUUGGAGGCUGUUGACCUUCUCUGUGCACUGAAUUAUGGCCUUGAAACUGAUAAUAUGAAGAACUUGGUUCUGAAACUGCGAGCGUCUUCUCACAAUUUACAGAAUUACAUUAGUAGCCGGCGGAAAAGUCCAGCUUACGAUGGGAACAACUCCCACAAGCCCCCUAACGAGUUCCUGACUUCCGUGGUGGAGCUCAUCGGCGCUGCUAAGGCCUUGCUAGCGUGGCUGGACCGGGCUCCAUUUACAGGAAUCACUGAUUUCUCAGUCACGAAGAACAAAAUCAUUCAACUUUGCUUGGACUUGACCACUACAGUUCAGAAGGAUUGCCUUGUAGUGGAAAUGGAAGAUAAAGUUCUAACUGUGGUCAAGGUUUUAAAUGGCAUCUGCGACAAAACCAUCCGCUCCACUACGGACCCCGUUAUGAGCCAGUGUGCAUGCCUGGAGGAAGUUCACCUUCCCAACAUUAAACCUGGGGAGGGUCUGGGCAUGUACAUCAAAUCAACUUAUGAUGGAUUGCACGUGAUUACUGGAACCACAGAAAAUUCUCCUGCAGACAGAUCUCAGAAGAUUCAUGCAGGUGACGAAGUCAUUCAAGUUAAUCGACAAACUGUGGUGGGGUGGCAACUAAAAAAUCUAGUGAAGAAAUUGAGAGAGAAUCCCACAGGAGUCGUGUUACUGCUUAAGAAACGCCCUACCGGGUCUUUCAACUUCACUCCUGCUCCCCUGAAAAACCUCCGCUGGAAGCCACCGCUCGUGCAGACCUCGCCUCCUCCCACGACAACCCAGUCCCCUGAAAGCACCAUGGAUACCUCACUGAAGAAGGAGAAGCCGGCCAUCAUGGGUCUUUACAUUCCUCCUCCGCCCUCCGUUCCCUACUCACCCCGGGAUGAGAAUGGGAGUUUUGUUUAUGGAGGAAUCGGUAAAUGUAAACAACCACCACCUGCUCCUAAAGGCUCAGAGUCCCCGAAUUCCUUCUUGGACCAGGAAAGCCGGAGACGGAGAUUCACCAUUGCCGAUUCAGAUCAGUUGCCUGGGUACUCGGUGGAAACCAAUAUUCUGCCCACAAAAAUGAGAGAGAAAACACCCUCUUAUGGCAAGCCCCGGCCUUUGUCCAUGCCUGCAGAUGGGAAUUGGAUGGGGAUUGUGGAUCCAUUCGCCAGACCUCGAGGUCAUGGCCGGAAAGCUUUGGGUUCCACCCAGCUGACAUCAUACAUGGCUACUGAUGGCAGUACUCUGGUUCCCUUGCGUCAGAAGCCGAGGAGGAAAACUCAAGGGUUUUUCAGGAUGAGUCGGAGGAGGAUAUCAUGUAAAGAUCUGGGACAUGCUGACUGCCAAGGGUGGCUGUAUAAGAAAAAGGAAAAGGGAACUUUCCUAAGCAACAAAUGGAAAAAGUUCUGGGUGGUGCUGAAGGGGUCGUCGCUGUACUGGUAUAGCAAUCAAAUGGCAGAGAAAGCUGAUGGAUUUGUCAACCUACCUGAUUUCACUGUGGAAAGAGCAUCUGAAUGCAAGAAAAAGCAUGCUUUUAAGAUCAGCCAUCCACAGAUCAAGACCUUUUAUUUCGCAGCUGAAAAUGUGCAGGAAAUGAAUGUGUGGUUAAAUAAGCUUGGAUUAGCUGUAAUCCAUCAUGAAGCCACUACAAAGGAUGAAGAAUGUUACAGUGAAAGUGAACAGGAAGAUUCUGAAAUGACUGUGGAGACACCACCCCCUCCUUCUUCCCAACCUCAGUCUCCUUCGAUAUGUGCCAACCAGGCAUCUUCAUCCUCACCCCAACUGAGUGGAACAUCGUGUUCUUUCUCUUCCCGGGAAAAUACAAUAAAGACACCCAGCAGAUCUUCUUCCUCCUUACCUAAAGAAAGACAGUCCUGGCUCGAGAUAGUUAACAGUUCGUCUGCUGCUGAAGAUGUGGGACAAUCUAUAACAUUUACUGUGCAGGUUCAUUCCUCUGCACCCUCUGAGGCAAACAGUUGCAAAGCCCUGGAAAACAGCUUUGGCACAUCCGAAAGUGGAUUUUUGAACUCUUUAUCUAGUGAUGACACUUCUUCGUUGAGUAGCAACCACGAUCAUCUUACUGUCCCCGAUAAACCUACUGGAUCAAAGACAAUGGACAGAGAAGAAACAAAAGCGUCUGAAGAUGAAAUGGAGAAACUCUUCAAAUCAUUAGAGCAAGCUAGUCUAUCUCCUCUUGGAGACCGACGACCUUCAACCAAAAAGGAGUUGAGAAAGUCCUUUGUUAAGCGGUGCAAAAAUCCGUCCAUAAAUGAGAAACUCCACAAAAUCCGAACCUUGAACAGCACAUUAAAGUGCAAAGAACGUGAUCUGGCCAUGAUUAACCAGUUACUGGAUGAUCCAAAGCUAACAGCCAGGAAAUACAGAGAGUGGAAGGUCAUGAACACCAUCCUGAUUCAGGAAAUUUAUCAGCAACAGCGGGCCACACCUGCCCCUGAAGACACCUCCCAGGAACUCAAGAAACCACCUUCCUCUGCCUGUGUUGAAAAUUCUAUUUGAGAAAAAGCCAGGAUUCUCUCCUCUUCAAGUUUGCCACAAGCAACUCUUCAAGAUGUUGCAAGAGCUUACAUGUUUCCUUAAAAGGAAAACUGAAACCCAAUCCCUCAAGCGUCAGCUGCCCCUCAGAAGAUGCACCUUAGAUGAAGACAAUCACCAAAUACAGCAGGACUUCUCAUUCCAGUUGAAACGCAUCUGUGGAGAUUGGAAUGAUUGAGUUCAGCUGAACAAACAUUUUUUGUGUCUCUACUGGGAGCUCAUGGUGAUGCUAGGCUCUAGGUGGGAUGUGAGAAAUGUAUCUUCUGUUCCUUGCUCUCAAGAAAAUUCUAUGGACAAAAGUCAAAUUUUACCAGGGACAAUUAUUCAUAGAAACAUUCUGUUUUCCGAAAGAAAAAUAUAGAUAUUCCACCUGGUUGGGCAGCUGCGUUUCCCCAAAACAGUUUUAUCUUUUUUUUUUUUGAGUGGAGGAAUGUUUUCCACAGCAGGAAUUGGAGUAGGACAAACGUGAACGUGAUUAUUGCAGAACAAGAAUAAAAAUUCCUCGCCUUUGGUAUGAAACGGUGGUGCCUUUUGCACUUGUUGAAAAAUACUUUGUAGACGAUGGUGUGUGAGAGAGUCCAUGGAGGAGACGUGUUCUCUAUUCCACUCACUCAAAGGGCAGCUUGGUAUUGUCACACUUGACCCAGGUUAGGGAGUCUGAUGAAUGUUUCUUUUCCUCUCAACAGCUAACGAAACUAUCUCGUCAGUUGAGAUCUCUAUUCCUUCCUAGUUUUUUCACACAAUGGUAGGGAAUGGUCAUAAGUCCGGCAAAGAAUAUUUGCUGCUUUUGUCCUGGGCUGUGGUGCCUACACACAGUAUGAGUUUAUACCUAGGUUUCCUGGGAUCAAUAUCAACAAGGUGAUUUUGGCAACAAGAUGAUAUUGUUUUAAUAUCCUCACUCAAGAGAAACCCCAAAACAAACAAAAAACAGAAGAGUUAAAACAUAGUUGUUUUAUUUUUGUAUGUUUAUGUGUCACUUUGUGUGCUAUGUGAAUAGCUAUCUAUAAUAUGUUUGUUAUUUAAAUAUAUUUAUAGAAGUUCAAAUUAUUAGUGUUUUAAAAGAUGGUAUACUAUUAUAUGUUGUACUCAAUAUAUACUUGACGUAUAUACUUUUUGCUUGAGAAAAAUAAGAAUACGGUUGAUUCAUUGGAGUUAUGUUGCACUAUAAUGUUUGAGGAAUGCUCAGGAAAUCUUGUGAGGAAAAAAGUAAGGGCAUGCAUUUAUAUUUUUUUCAAUUUUCUUUCCCUUCCUCUCCCCUUUGUGCUCUUAAAUUUCUCUAUCUCUUGGCACUCUUUUAAACAGAAAAGGACUUUCAUUUUAGGUUAUUCUUCCUAUUAAUUAAAUUUUAAACUUCAUGUCAUUUAUGCCUAUAAAUCUUAGACCAAAUGCAACACAACUAAUGUAAUCUGUUGACUAAAGAUUAAUAGAAAUCUGGGGUUGUUGGUAAAGACAACACACAGAUAAAUAAUAUGAAAGUCUUUUCUUACUAAUCACCAUGAAUAUUUCUUAUCAUCAGAAUAACCACAACCCAACAAGAACCCAUUUUGGCUCACCUGCCCCUCACAAAUCGUUCACACACACACACACACACACACACACACAUACACACACACACACACACACACACACACGUCCUUUCAAAGUGUGACUUGACAUUCAAAUGGAAAUAAUCCACUGAAUUGUAUCCACAAACUAAAGGGAAAUAGUUGCUCAAUAUUUCUCCAGGCUUUCCUAAGAAGACUUAGCACUCUGUAAACACAAAACAAUCUUGCCAUUAAGAAAUUUAAACAAACAAACAAAAACCAAGAAGCAAGUUGUGGUACUAGAAGCUUCUCUAAGAUAAGAGGCCAUGUCAGUCAGUUUGGCCCAGCAAGCAAUUAGGUAUUCCUACACCUAGGUGGACUCACGGAAGAGGAACCUGACCUGCAGAGACCUGAGAGACUAACAUUUCAGGUUCUCAGAUUGGACCCUGUUGCUCCGGUUUGAGAGGCCAAUUCUUUAACUUCCUGACUCUGGAAAUUAUCUUUGUUUUUUUUUUUUAAUGUAAGGCCAUUUAACAUUUUUAUUUUAUUUUUUGAGCCAGGUU